This is a messenger RNA of Didymodactylos carnosus, 679 nucleotides long. The record is from the annotation of a GenBank genome assembly. NCBI's taxonomy places the organism in Eukaryota, Metazoa, Rotifera, Eurotatoria, Philodinida, Philodinidae.
AUGCCUUCGAUUGCGGUUCUUUCAACGGAGUCAUCGGAUGAUGGUGAUGCCUCUGGGAAAAAUAAUUUUAAGAAUCCAUCAUUAAUUUUCGUUUUAAUUAAAGUUAACAACAAAAUGAUGAACGUCAUGAUUGAUACCGGAGCCACAAACACCAUUAUUACUGAGGAAGCACUACGGAAAACAAAACACCAAAAAUUUACCACCUCAUCACAUCACACAUUACAAAUGGCCGAUGGAAUUGCACAUUUAAAAAUGAUGGGAACAGUCGACUUAGAAAUCAAAAUUAAGCAAAUGGUAACAACGAUUACAGCAAUAGUGGUGAAGACUUUGUUUACUGAUUGCAUUAUUGGAACCGAUUAUAUAAAAAAAUAUGCUGUACAAGUACAUGGCGGAAAAGAAACAGUUACCAUUCAAAAAGGCAAUCAGUUCGUAACUGUGUCAAUGGAAAAACAAGUGGAUCCAUUGAAAAUGCCGUUGAGGUUGACGGAGUCAGUCUUAUACCUCCACAGGACGAGUUAAUAGUUAAGCUUUCUGCCUGCGUUUCGGCAGCUGGAGUCCUAUUUAGACCGUCAUAUAACUUAAGAGAACAGAUUCCAGUAUUUAUGUCAAACUCUCUUUUGGAAAUUCAACAGCAUGAAGCGUUGCUGUCAGUUCGAAAUCCAACAAACUUUCCAUGCAU